Molecule: messenger RNA, 1203 nt
Organism: Orycteropus afer afer
Lineage: Eukaryota; Metazoa; Chordata; Mammalia; Tubulidentata; Orycteropodidae
Product: steroid transmembrane transporter SLC22A24-like
Exons: 8
Coding region: 1-1203 (400 amino acids)
Biological process (GO): transmembrane transport
Cellular component (GO): membrane
Molecular function (GO): transmembrane transporter activity
Source: RefSeq, a predicted model, not a curated record
AUGGCCUUCUCCGAAAUUUUACUGCAUGUAGGAAAUCUUGGGAAAUUCCAGAUUCUGUUAUUCAUUUUGAUCUUAUUGAUAACAACACUGAUGAAUGUUCACAACUUGGUGGAUAAUUUUACAUCAGCCACCCCUGCUCACCGGUGCUACAUCCAUCUCCUUGACAAUACCACAUUUGUCACCAACACCUCUGUGAAUCUAACAACUGAAGCACUCCUGAGGGUUUCCAUACCAAUGGGCCCAAAUUACAAACCAGAGCAGUGCCGUCGAUUCCGCCAGACACAGUGGCAACUCCUGGAUUCUAAUAUGUCAAUCACAAACAUCAGUGAGCUAGAGACAGAACCAUGCCUGGAUGGUUGGAUCUAUGACCAAAGCAUUUUUACCUCUACCAUUGUGACACAGUGGGAUUUGGUAUGUGAUAAAAAAUCAUUCAAAUCAUUGUCACAGUCCAUUUUCUUCACUGGGCAAAUGAUGGGAACACCCAUAAGUGGCUACUUUGCUGACAGAUUUGGCCGGAAACCAGUGUUGCUAUGCUUUUCUCUGCUAUUUGGAUUGUUUGGAACUUGUUCAUUAUUUGCCUCAACCUUCCCAGUUUACUGUAUGAUAAGAUUUAUUAUGGCAAUAUCCCUGGGCACAGUAACUAGCAAUAACAUCAUACUUCUUAUAGAAUGGAUUCCAACAAAGGCUCGAACACAAAUGAUGACAGCUCUUUCAAUGUCUAUGAGCACUGGCCAGAUUUUACUAGCUGGAGUGACUUAUGCCUUUCGAGACUGGCACAUUGUACAGUUAGCCAUCUCAUUGCCUUAUUUGGCUUACUUCUUGCUCCUAUGGUGGUUUUCAGAAUCUGCCCGCUGGCUGAUUGUGACUGGUAAACUAGACAAAGCACUCAAAGAACUGAAGAAAGUUGCCCGAUUUAAUGGCAAAAAUGAUGCUGCAGAGAACCUAACCAUUGAGCUUUUGAAAUCCACAAUGCAGGAAGAACUUGCUUCAUGCACUCAUUCUUCUAAACUCAAGGAGCUCAUUGCCAGUUCCACCAUGCGCAAAAUCAUAUGCUGUUUCUGCUUUAUGCGCUAUGGUGUUUUUGCGCGUUGGAAUCGCACUGGUAGGAAAAGGAUUCAUGGCCAUGUAUCUUACCAUCAGUAUGACCUAUGGUAUGGAACUCACUCCUACAAGAAGCAGAGAAAGAGUGGAACUGUUUAUUGA